GAGGCUCCCCCUUAGCAAGAUGGCAACGGGGGCGCGAGGCGUGACGUCAGACGGCGAGAGUAUGACGACACCGACGCCGCCGCCGCCGCUUGUGCUGCUGCUGCUGCCGCCGCCGGUGGCGACGUCGACGACGAUGACUGCGCGAGACGAGGAGGGCCCGGGCUGCGAGAUGGCGGAGGGCGGCGCUGCGGACCUCGCGACGCAGAAGGGCGACAUCGGCGCCCUGCUCAAGACUCCGCUCAAGAAAGGCGACACAUGGUACCUGGUUGACUGCCAUUGGUUCAAACAGUGGAAGAAGCAUGUGGGAUUUGACAGCUGGGAAGUCUACUCUGCAGCUGACCAGAGCACCUAUCCAGGCCCCAUCGACAACUCUGGUCUCUUCAAAGUUGGCCCAGACGAGAACUUGGAGGGGCUUAAGGAUAAUUUGAUCGAUGAGCUGGAUUACAUUCUGGUGCCCACAGAGGCUUGGAGGAAGUUGGUGGAAUGGUAUGGCUAUACAGCUGACCAAGAGCCCGUCGAAAGGAAGGUAAUAGAAUAUGGUAUGUUUGUCAAGCACUGCAAGGUAGAGGUGUACCUCACUGAGCUUAGGCUUUGUGACAACAGCAACCUGGAUACGGUGGUGAACUGGCAGUUCAGCAAGGCGGAUACCAUUGACACCAUAGAGAAGGAAAUGAGGAAGUUGUUUCAUAUCCCUGAAGAGAAAGAGACACGAUUGUGGAACAAAUAUAUGACCAACACGUACGAGCCCCUCAACAAACCCGAAAAGACCCUCCAGGAUGUGGGACUCUUCCAGGGGCAGGUUUUGGUAAUAGAACAGAAAAAUGAAGAUGGAACUUGGCCAAGACAAUCGCCUACUACCAAAUCAGAUAGUGCCGACGCAACUGAGAACGACACCCCGUCGCCAAAGCCCUCCUCUUCUCCCUCUGUGCCCACCCCCUCUAUCCCACCUCCUCCUCCUCCCCAGACUACCUCGGCUCUCACGGCCAGAUUCUCGUCAGCCCGAGUCUCGAGCAGCAGUAGUAGCAACAACUACAACUCGAGCUACAACUCGUACAGCGGGCGCGGUGGAACAAGCACGCCGGGUCUUUGUGGCCUCAGCAACCUGGGGAAUACUUGCUUCAUGAAUUCUGCUUUGCAAUGCUUGAGCAACACGCCACCUCUCACCACCUACUUCCUGGAGGAUGCAUAUCUGAAGGAGCUCAACCGUGACAACCCGCUGGGCAUGCGUGGUGAGAUCGCCUGUGCCUACGCCGAUCUUAUCAAGCAGAUGUGGUCUGGGAGCUACUCGUCCACCGUGCCACGCUCCUUCAAGACGCAGGUAGGCCGCUUUGCUCCACAGUUCUCCGGGUACCAGCAGCAGGACUCGCAGGAGCUGCUGGCCUUCCUCUUGGAUGGCCUUCACGAAGAUCUCAACCGCAUCCGCAAAAAGCCCUAUGUGGAGCUCAAGGAUGCAGAGGGCCGAGAUGACAAGGUUGUGGCGCAAGAGGCAUGGGACAAUCACCGUAAGCGGAACGACUCCAUCAUCGUAGACAUCUUCCACGGCCUCUUUAAGUCGACACUCAUUUGCCCCGAUUGCGCCAAGGUCUCUGUGACCUUCGACCCCUUCUGCUACCUCACCCUGCCGUUGCCCAUCAAGACGGAGCGGGCUGUGGAGGUCACACUCGUUUGGCAAGACCCCAAGUCCAAGCCUACCAUGUACAGAGUGGUGGUGCCCAAGAUGGGCUCUGUCUCCGACCUUUGUGCUGCAUUGGGCCUGCUCGCUGAUGUCCCAAAGGAAAACAUGGUAGUAACAGACGUGUACAAUCAUCGUUUCCACAAAAUCUUCACUAUGAACGAGCCUCUAAAUGGCAUCAAUGAUCGAGACGACAUCUUUGUAUUCGAGGUGGCGGACGAGGACACAGCCCCCGACCACGUGCACGUGGCCGUGUACAUGCGAGAGCGCAAGACGUCACGCAGCGGCUACAGUUCGAGCUGCGCCAGCACGUCGCUCUUCGGGCUGCCGCUACUCGUGUCUGUGCCGCGCAGCACCACCACCCUGGAGGGGCUCUAUGAGCACCUCACUCAAUGCAUGGAGCGCCACAUUAGAAAACCAGAUGACGAGGAGGAAGAUCAUGGACAUCAGGAGCAGAAUGGCACACACUACCCCCACAACUACAAAUGCAAUGGCUCGGAACACAUGGAGGAUGACACGUCCAAUCAGGACGUUCCUUCAAGUACAGUCACGGGAGACCCGGAGCAGGAGCUUGCUUCCGAGUCGGAGAGUGAUGCGGACCAGCAGAUAGUACCAUCCAGACCCAAGGAUAGCACAAGGGCGGUGCCAACGUACACAGCAGUAAGCACGGUCGACGGAGACUCUGACACGGAGGCGUCUCCCGAGCGGGGGGAGAGGGGAGACGGCGAGGGCUGUGCUGAUGAGUCGCAGCUGGGCGGAAAAGGGCAGCGAUGCGGACACAAGCGACGGCCCCUCUUCAGCAUCCACCCCGUCAACUCCUAUGGCAACACAGAGAACCACGCCAUCACAGACGACGGCAAGCCCAUCAAGUUCCAAGCGAGAACCUAUCUGGCUUUAGAAUGGGAUUCUGAGACGAGAGCACGAUUUUACAACAACAAUGUGGAUAAGGAAUUUGAAAAACAUGACAGCAUGCUAGCACAGCCGUUGAAGAAGAAGAACCCAGUGAAGCUUAAGGAAUGCAUCGAGCUGUUCACGACCAAGGAGGAACUGGCAGCCACGGAUCCAUGGUACUGUCCCAACUGCAAGAAGCACAAGCAAGCUACCAAGAAGUUUGACCUGUGGGCAUUGCCGAAAGUUCUGGUGGUGCACCUGAAGCGCUUCUCGUACAACAAGUACUGGAGGGACAAGUUGGAUACCCUUGUGGACUUCCCUAUCCGAGACCUAGACAUGUCGGAGUUUGUGAUUGGAACACAGGAUGUUCCGUGCACCUAUGACCUCAUCGCGGUGUCUAAUCACUAUGGAGGAAUGGGUGGAGGCCACUAUACUGCUUAUGCGAAAAACAAGGGGGAGAACUCCUGGUACUACUUUGAUGACAGCAGUGUUUCCUCCUCGGCUGAAGAUCAGAUUGUGUCGAAGGCUGCGUACGUGCUCUUCUACCAGCGGAGGGACAACCUCAAGCGUGCUCUGGAGGUCUCGGCAUCCUUGGGCGUCCCCGAGGAAAACCACGAUUCGCAGGACAACAGACACGUUACCAGCGGAGAGGAGGAUGCCAUGGACAACAUGGACAACAUGGACACAAACUAGGCCCAGCUGUGUGCACAACCAACGGGUUCCCUCACAGGACGCAUUGGCAUGUUCGUAUCGAGCGUGGAAGUGUGAUGUGUGCCUGCCUAAGGUGCAUCCAGGUAGCGGUCAACCACCAACCUCUCUGUCUCCUACCAACUUUAUAACCCCUUUUAAAGGUUGUGCCUUUUAACAUCGUUUUAAAAAGAAAACACCCGUCUCACUCGUACAUCCCAAAAAUGUCCUACUGCUAAAUUCCCUUUUGAGCAAGUGGCUGACAUGCCCAGCCUCGCGCAGCCAGCCAGCCGCCCCCCACGCCCCUGCCAGAGCAUGCACGUUCACGCAUGGUCUCACGCAUGGUCUCACGCAUGGUCUCACGCAUGGUCUCACGCAUGGUCUCACGCAUGGUCUCACGCAUGGUCUCACGCAUGGUCUCACGCAUGGUCUCACGCAUGGUCUCACGCAUGGUCUCACGCAUGGUCUCACGCAUGGUCUCACGCAUGGUCUCACGCAUGGUCUCACGCAUGGUCUCACGCAUGGUCUCACGCAUGGUCUCACGCAUGGUCUCACGCAUGGUCUCACGCAUGGUCUCACGCAUGGUCUCACGCAGGGAUGAUGGUGCCCGUUCUUUGAUCAGUUUUCCAGGCAUAGCACACACUAGCUUCGCUUCAUUUUGCCAUGGGGAUAGUGGUUUGUCCUUUUUCAUUAUUAUUUUUACCACUUGCGCUGUUUCCAAAUUGCAGCCUUGAGUAAAUCUGGGGUGGCCUAAUUGUUUAAUAGUGUUAGGUAAGCCACUUCCUCAUACUUGCACAGAAUUAACUUGUUUUGUGUGAUUUAGUGGAUCUAUCAGUGAUGCAUAACUGAAACAGUGCAUAUUGAUUCACUGGCGUGAUAAUAAAGCAUUAGUUUUGCAUAAUAUUGUUACUUUUUGGUGGCCUAUCAUAAGGGCUCGAAUGGAGUGGACGGUAGGCAUAAAGGCACUUGGCCUGUGAUCCUAUAGAUAUUGAGUUCUGAUUUUAUAACUUCUUCCAAAUUUUCAGUUGAGAGACACCACCUAGAGGUGUUGUUUCCAUGAGUCGAUAAAUGAUUGCGUUUCAUGAAGAGGCCAUAUUCUUGCAACUUUUAGAUACACAAAUCAAAGAGGAGUUAUUGUGGCUGCUAUUUAACGGUGCUCCUACAACAAGGCCCUGUUCAUCCCGAGUGACUUGUGGAGCCUUGUAAUGAAACUCCACCCAGGUGUCUGUUUCAUAAUUGUGACGUUGCCACGUCAUAUUUUUAUCGUGGCUAUAAAAUAGUACUGCAUUUAAUCUGAUCAUUAAGUUUAUUUGGAAAAUGUAAAUUCAGAAGUGCGGUUUUUAACAGGCAAAGGAUGAUACAUAGGUUUUUAAAAAGUACUGUUUAUAAAAUUAAAUGGUGAAGAUUUCAGGAAACUCGUGCGUGUGGCCAGAUGUCCUUCAAGUAAUAUCAGAUUGUCGUGAUGAAUAUCAAACUAAUAGCACCAGCCGUUUUUCUUGUUUGAGUAACAAUAAAUAUAUGCUAGCGUGAAGAAAUUGUAUAUGCUGUAUAUUGGAGUUUUCAUGUAAACUGUUGUACAUUAAUGGCAUGGGGUUUUUAGCGCAGUUGUGUAAAUACAGUAACUUUAUAACCAGGAGAGUGCACAUUGACAAUGGGCAGUACUGACACUGAACUCGAUUUUGUGUCAUCUUAAUACUUCAUUACGGUUGGUACAGGUAGUCAGGAAUUUUAGAGAAAUGUCUAAAUAAACACGCUUGAUUUCACACCACUGUACCAGCCAGAAUGAGGCUUCGUUUGUGUGGACAGCCCAUGCAUCGUGCUCACAGCAUGUUAGUGUGUGGAUAAAAGUUUGAAUUGCACUGUACUGGUGUGUUUUUAAUGUUUGGGUGACAAGUUGGUUUUUUUCUUUCCCCCUUUCCUAAAAAUGCAACCCGAGAAUCCACACGAGCGCUCACUUGGCGCACUCGCGUGACCUCGUGUGUGUGUGUAACCCAUGUGUGCGCGCCAGGGGGCUGCCGUGCUGGGGUUGUUGACUUUUCCUGGGUUGGGCGAGGAGGUGAGGGGCAUGAUUUCUGUGGGCACACAUCGAUUCACGCGGUAAAUCCGCGUUUGUUCUGUAAACUUGAGACAAAAAAUGCAGUGGAUUCUAUAUGGUUGGUUUUCAAACGAUAGCUGUGAUUUACGUGACAUUUUACAAAGCUACAAAUCCGACAAGAUGAGAACACGAAUAUUAAAUGUUAGUGCGUCCUAUUCCACUGUAGUUGUUCAAGUUUACAGGAUAUUUUGACGAUUUAUGGAGUGUUGAAUAAAAAUUACCUGCAGGAGAAGUUUUUUAAUGAAAAUACUGUAAUCAAGGUGGGAAAUUAUCCCUUCAACGGACGCUAUAGGAAACUUCACCCAGUAAUAUUCGGCAACCUUUAGUCUGGCGCUAGCAAUACAUUUCUAGCAGCAAAAUUUGACGCGAGCACUGCAGACGCUUGAAUUUAAGUUCGUCUGCCACAGUAAGUGUGGAGGAUGUGGGGUGCUGGGAGUGGGUGCAGUGCACUGUGUGGAACGGAUGCCAAAUCUGCAUGGAUAAGUGCUGGUGUUGCCUGCCUGCACAAAAAUAAGCCUUUCAGUGGGCAUUGAUUGUCACUGACGAUUGCUUUUAUGUUCUUUUUAAAUAAAUUUGAGAUGAAACACUGA
Molecule: messenger RNA, 5935 nt
Organism: Petromyzon marinus (sea lamprey)
Lineage: Eukaryota; Metazoa; Chordata; Hyperoartia; Petromyzontiformes; Petromyzontidae
Product: ubiquitin carboxyl-terminal hydrolase 15-like
Biological process (GO): protein deubiquitination
Cellular component (GO): nucleus
Molecular function (GO): cysteine-type deubiquitinase activity
Source: RefSeq, a predicted model, not a curated record